AUAAAAACAGGCGGGUGGUGUUUCUUUUCUGUUUUCAAAAAUAAAGCUUGGUACUAAUAAAAAUAGCUACGGAAAGGAUUCAGAUGACUACAAAACGUCGUACACUUGUCCACUGGUUCCGCAAGGGACUUCGUGUUCACGACAACCCUGCGCUGUACCAGAUAUUUAAUGUAGCUCGAGAGUCGCCUGAAAAGUUCUGCGUUCGACCCAUAUUCAUAUUAGAUCCUGGUAUCUUGGAUUGGAUGCAAGUGGGCGCCAACCGUUGGCGUUUUCUUCAACAAUCCCUCGCCGACUUGGAUAAAAAGCUCAAGGAACUUAAUUCGCGCCUAUAUAUUGUUCGCGGCAAGCCCGUUGAUAUUUUUCCUGAGCUGUUCGAGCGUUGGAACGUCCAGCUACUGACAUAUGAAUCAGAUAUUGAACCGUACGCCCUGCAGCGUGAUACGACGGUACAAAAGAUAGCUUCGGAGCAUGGAGUGAAAGUGGAUACCCAUUGCUCGCACACUAUUUAUAAUCCAGAGCUGGUUAUAGCCAAAAAUUUUGGUAAAGCGCCUGUUACCUACCAGAAGUUCUUGGGAAUUGUCGACAAGCUGAAGUUGCCCAAAGUGCUGGGUGUUCCGGAGGGCCUGCCGGAUGGAAUGAAACCAAUAGCAGAUGAAUUUGAAGCGAUCGAUUCAAGCGUCUAUGACUGUCCAACGUUAGAUCAGUUAGUCAAGCGGCCCCAGGAACUCGGCAUCAACAAAUUUCCGGGCGGUGAAACAGAGGCACUGCGUCGCAUGGAAGCAUCGCUCAUUGACGAGAAUUGGGUGGCAGCUUUUGAGAAGCCGAACACGGCACCAAACUCGCUUGAGCCAAGCACUACGGUGCUCAGUCCAUAUUUAAAAUUCGGCUGCCUAAGUGCGCGGCUAUUGCACAAUCGGCUUAAAGAGAUUCUCGUACGGAAGCCAAAGCAUUCCAAGCCGCCCGUUUCACUUGUCGGUCAGCUGUUGUGGCGCGAAUUUUAUUAUACGGUAGCCGCAGCUGAUCCCAAUUUCGACCGUAUGCUGGGCAAUGCUUACUGCCUGCAAAUACCCUGGCAAAAGCAACCUGAUCAUCUGGAGGCCUGGACGCACGGACGUACUGGGUAUCCCUUUAUCGAUGCCAUCAUGCGCCAGCUUCGGCAAGAGGGCUGGAUACAUCACUUGGCGCGUCAUGCGGUUGCUUGUUUUUUGACGCGUGGCGAUUUGUGGAUCAGCUGGGAGGAUGGGCAGCGGGUCUUUGAGCAGCUGCUUCUUGACCAGGACUGGGCAUUAAAUGCAGGAAACUGGAUGUGGCUCUCAGCUUCCGCAUUCUUUCACCAAUAUUUUCGUGUUUACAGUCCUGUAGCGUUUGGAAAGAAAACUGAUCCCACUGGCGCCUAUAUAAGGAAAUACGUCCCGGAACUGGCUAAAUAUCCAGCGGGAUGUAUCUACGAGCCAUGGAAAGCAACACUUAGCGCACAGCGUGAUUACGGAUGUGUGCUUGGCGUUGAUUAUCCACAUCGAAUUGUCAAUCACGAUAUCGUCCACAAGGAAAACAUAAAACGCAUGAGCGCCGCCUACAAGGUGAAUCGUGAAGUGCGCACCGGCAAACAGGAGGAUCAAAAUGAUCACGAGCCGUCGACGUCGCAAUCCACUGGGAAGCGCAAAGCAAGUUCGGGAGCAAAUAAAUCGGCUGCAAAGCGCAGACGUUGACUAUCAUCGAUAUGAUAACGAUCACUAGCUAGCAAAGUCUACAUAUCCUUGAUAUUAUAUAGCAGAUGUUAGGUGUACUUCAAAUGGGUGUACUCUUAAAUCAGAUAUGUGAUCAUGUGAUAUGAUAAGGUUUCAUAAUGGUUUAUAAACAAGACCUCAAUUUACGAGUGAUCGUUCGUAUGGCAGCUAUAUGAUAUAGUGGCUCGAUCCGAUAUACAUACUGACAGAAUAGUUUGAAAAGAAAUAGUUAGGUGGUACUGAUCAAAAAUGUGUCUAGUAUAUGGGGUCGCAGAUGUCUUAUUUCGUGACAAAGAAUACCCCCUUCAAGAGGAUAACCGCGAUAAUUGAAAACCAGAUCGCAAUAGUUUCAUAAUCAAUAGUAUCAAGUAAUCUUUAUCAUAAUCUAUUCGUAGAUUUCAAAACCCUUCACAAGUUUCUCUUUACCACAGCUGAACUUUGAUCGAAUGGAGUGUACUAUAUUGUUAAAUUUAAGGAAACGGAGACAUCUUUUAAGAAAAGAUUAUAAAUAUGUAAGUAUGUCUUUUAUCUAGCUAUAUUCUUGAAAGGAUAGUUAGUCUAUAGCGCUGUUGUAUAUUUUUUUCAUUAAAUGUAACCUUCACAUUUUUCAUGGAUAUACAUAACUAUUUCAUGUUUUUAAACUCAAAGUAGCCGGUGAAAUUUACACCAUUUUCUCUUGUUGGAUGCUGGUUCUAAAGCAUAUUCUCACUUCAGUCAUUACUUUCGGCAUAACAUGAGCUCGGGAUCCUAUUUCGAAGUAAAAUUGUAAUCUCAUAAUUUCUUGUUAUUCAGUGGAAAAGACUUUAUAAAAGAAUAUAUUGAAAAUGUUUCGGAAUCUAUGCAUGUUGCGCAAAAAUAUCCUCCUGUCCAGAAUUGUUUAUUCAAGCUACACAUUAAGGGCCAAUGGAGUCAUCAGCUCGAAGCUUCCAUCUAAGACGAUGACAACCGAGUCCCGGAGUAAUGGCAUUUCAGUUACCGACAUUGAUAUAUGCGAUCUG
Messenger RNA from Drosophila montana, 2725 nucleotides. RefSeq names its product (6-4)-photolyase (gene phr6-4). Gene Ontology annotation, biological process: circadian regulation of gene expression; entrainment of circadian clock by photoperiod. The transcript is spliced from 2 exons. The coding region runs from base 84 to 1709 and encodes 541 amino acids. Gene Ontology annotation, molecular function: deoxyribodipyrimidine photo-lyase activity; FAD binding; DNA binding. Gene Ontology annotation, cellular component: nucleus; cytoplasm. The record is from RefSeq and is a predicted model, not a curated record. NCBI's taxonomy places the organism in Eukaryota, Metazoa, Arthropoda, Insecta, Diptera, Drosophilidae.